Megalopta genalis is the source of this 2623-nucleotide messenger RNA. It is a transcript of the gene Cdc16, whose product is annotated as cell division cycle protein 16. Gene Ontology annotation, molecular function: protein binding. Gene Ontology annotation, cellular component: anaphase-promoting complex; cytoplasm. The record is from RefSeq and is a predicted model, not a curated record. Lineage: Eukaryota; Metazoa; Arthropoda; Insecta; Hymenoptera; Halictidae. Gene Ontology annotation, biological process: anaphase-promoting complex-dependent catabolic process; cell division; positive regulation of mitotic metaphase/anaphase transition.
UAGAUAGCACCACAGGCUAUUUCUACUAUAUUUUCUGUUACACAGAUACUAGUUAUUUAAUUGUUGUACAAUACAUUUGUAGUUGACACAUAAUGGUUAUUGAAAGAUAUAAUUUGCAAAGAUUUCUAUAAGUGAUUCUAAACUGAAAAAAUACAUUUGUUGGAAUACGAUAGGUUAGUGAAGUGAGACAUCUUGGAGUAAAAACGACGAUAGGGGGAAGAAACUUAACCUUCCGAAUUUAAAUGAAACAUGGCGCGUCAAAGUAUCAAUACUGACACCGAAAAAAUGCAUAACAUAAUAGGCAACAAAAAUAUUGACUUAGACAAUUAUAGAAAAUUAAUUAAAUCGUAUAUAGAAUUGCAUCUGUACAGUGCUGCUUUAUUCUGGGCAGACAAAGUUGUUUCGUUGAGUAAUGAAAAUCCUAAGGACAUAUGCACUUUGGCUCACUGCAUGUUUCUAAUGAAACAAUAUCACAGAGCUGCUCAUGUCAUCAAAAGUCGUGGGCUCGAAAAGACAGACGUAAUGUGUCACUAUUUAACAGUAAGAAGCCUUCUUGAAGCAAAAGAAUAUAAUGAAGCAUUGCAAGUCAUUAAUGAAUCAGAAAUAUGUACGAACAUAACACAGUCAGUUAUCAAUUUUACUGAUCGCACACACAUUCUGGAAGAUGCUUCAAAAAAUGUGCAAAGUUCAAUAUUAUAUGUGAAAGGACGUGUAUAUGAAGCUAUGGAUAACAGAGCAGUGGCAACUGAUUGCUACAAACAGGCUUUACAUUGCGAUGUUUAUUCGUAUCAAGCAUUUGAAGCCCUGGUUCAAAAUCAAAUGCUUUCUGCGUCCGAAGAAAAGGAGCUUUUGGAGUCUCUUCCAUUUGCUGAACAAUGCACAGAAUCUGAAACAGAGCUUUUACGUUUGCUAUAUGAGAGUAAAUUGAAAAAGUACCAGGAACCGAAUAAAAAACAGACUCUAGCAACGUGUAGCGUGAUGGGAGUUCUCGUUAGCGAUAGAUUACUUGGUAACUUGGACAUGGAAGUGUCUGAAGCAGAGAGAUUGUACUAUAAUUGUGACUAUCAGAAAUGUUUCUCUCUUACAGAAAGAAUAUUAAAAAAGGAUCCAUACCACAAUUCAUGCCUACCAGUACAUAUAGCCUGUUUAGUAGAGUUAAAGAAGACAAAUGCUUUAUUUUAUUUGGCACAUAAAUUGGUUGACUUGUAUCCAGACAUGGCUUUAGCAUGGUUUGCAGUUGGAUGUUAUUAUUACAGUAUAGAUAAAAGUGAUCCUGCGAGAAGAUACUUGGCAAAAGCAACCGCUUUGGACAGGCUAUUUGGUCCUGCUUGGCUGGCCUAUGGACACUCUUUUGCAGUAGAAAGUGAACAUGAUCACGCAAUGGCUGCUUACUUUAAAGCAUCGCAAUUAAUGAAAGGUUGUCAUCUGCCGCUUUUAUACAUUGGACUUGAAUGUGGCUUAACGAAUAAUCUUAGACUGGCUGACAAGUUUUUCCGGCAGGCUCAGGGCAUAGCCCCCAAUGAUCCGUUUGUUAUACACGAGAUGGGAGUUUUAUCUUUUUACAAUCUAGAUUACAAGACUGCGGAACGACAGUUUAAGGAAGCCAUUAAAAGAAUUCAAGGAGGUCUAAAGGAUGUUAUUCUGCCUAGCAAAUGGGAGGCACUUCUGAAUAAUUUGGGUCACACUUGUAGGAAAAUGAAGAAAUACGAAGAAGCUUUAGAAUAUCAUCAGCAGGCAUUGGUAUUGAAUCCACUGAAUCCAUCAACGUAUUCAGCGAUAGGUUUCAAUCACGCCUUGAUGGGAAACGCCCAAGGAGCUGUUGAUGCUUUUCAUCGAGCACUGGGCCUCAAAAGAAACGACACUUUUAUUACAACCAUGCUAACAUAUGUUAUGGAACAGCUGAUAGAGGAAUCACCUCCAUACCCUAACGCACGCGUCAGUAUUCCGAAAUACACAUUGCGAGAAAUCAGACUUCGAGAUGCAGAAACUACAGAGGCUUUGGAUACGACAAACACCUUAACCGAGCCAGGUAAUCAAGAUAUCGAUAAAUUACGAGUAAAUUUGUUUUCUGGAUGGGGGGAGGAUUCGGGCAAAGCUGAAGAUAAUGCCGCUGACAAGGAGGAAAGCAAUUCACGAGACGUAGUAGUGAAUUAUUCUAGUGAUAUUAGCUCGGAAGUUGAGAUGUUAGACCCGUCUACGGCGCACAUAGAAUAUAAAUAAAAUAAACAAGUUUUUUUAUCCUUUAAAUUGAUUUAUCUACAUAAUAAAGCAAUAAAUUUGCUUGAAACACGGUUCUUUUUCCUCAGAUAAUGUCCUUGUUAUACUGUAUGUGUAUAACUAUAUUAUACUGUAUGUGUAUCCAUACUUUAAUUAUUACAUUUGUAUAGGUAUUUUAUUUUUUAUAAUGUAAUGUGUAGCACAAUGUAAUUGCUCAUGCUAGUAUCUUUUAAUAACAACCUUAAAAGACGUUAUCGAAUCAUAUUGUUUCAGAUAAUUUUUCUCAAUUACGAAUCAAAAUUUUCCAAUAUUAAUCUUUGAUUUUUAAAGAAUUGUUAAGUAGUUGGCCAGAAGAACAUGUUUAUUGUCGGCUAAUAAUGUACGAAUAAAUUCGAAUUUCUAUGUA